This is a messenger RNA of Trichobilharzia regenti, 285 nucleotides long. The record is from the annotation of a GenBank genome assembly. NCBI's taxonomy places the organism in Eukaryota, Metazoa, Platyhelminthes, Trematoda, Strigeidida, Schistosomatidae.
AUGUCAUCAUCAGUUGUACUAAGAGUGGCUUUAUUUUCACUUUUCGUGUUAAGUAUAGUCAGUGCAGGAGGACCGAGGCCAAUAUAUAAAGAAGAAGUGAUUGAAACAACAACUGAAGAGCCAAAAGCGCCACCUAAACCAUCAGUUUUGAAAACUGUUUAUGAUGUUGUCAAGUCUCUAAUGUUGAUUAAAGUGAAAAAUGCCUUCGAUGCACUAAUUGGUAAACCAAUGGAGAAAAGUGCAGUUAGUGAUGCCAAAAAACUAUUUGAGAAAACUGUUUACUGA